AUUUUUCUCGAGAGGCAAAACCCAGUCAACCAGUAACCAGUUGCUCGCCACACGGCAAUGGCGUACGACGUGUCUGUUUUCGUUGCGGGACAUUUGUCACGUUCUCUAAAUUAUUCUCAUAUUAUUUACUUUGUGUUUGAAAAACUCGUUGAAAUACGUAAGUGCGAAUAUUCGUGUCCAUUCGUGGUGUCAGAUUAGGAAUCGUUGUCGGGUUUUUUUAAGUGAAAAAAUUGUUCAAUAAAAGUGUUGAAAUAUUUAAGUGGAUAACCGGUAAAAGGAACACUCGGAUGUUACAUUAGUAAAAUCCAACAUGGCGUCGGGCGAUCUGUCGUUCGGCUCUAUACCGCCUUUCUACCGUGAAGUUUAUGAGAAAAUAUGCUCGCCGACGAGCGGUAAUGUCGAACGCGAGGUCUUCAGGUCGUUGCUCGUCAAGUCACAGCUGAGCAGUUCAGUCCUCAGUCAGAUUUGGGAACUGGUUGAUAGCAAAGUGGGCUAUCUCACGAGGAGUGGGCUCUACAAGGGUCUGGCUCUGGUCGCGUUCGCUCAAGCGGGCAAACAGCCUAGUGAUAAACUUUUGGAAAACUCAGAAUCUCAAGAACUUCCUGUACCUGUUUUGGGCGAUUGGUCCGAAGUGACGUUCCUCGCUCAGAGACUCUGCCGUGGAAACAAUCCUGCAAAAUUGGGCAUCAAUUACACGGACAUCUGCAAACUGGAUGAUAUAGAAGUUAAUCUCGUGCCUGAAAGGAAAGGCAUUUUUUUGAAACACGUGGAAUAUCUGGUUAGCAGUAAGGCUUUCAAUUCGAACGUGCAUAGGCGUUACAACGAUUUCGUCUCGUUGCACGAGCUCCUGAUCGCAAGAUUUCCUUACAGACUCAUACCGAAGCUUCCACCGAAGAAAAUAGUCGGAGCUGAUUCGCAAUUUCUCGAAGAGCGAAGAAGAUCGUUACUGCGAUUUUUGACGUUGAUUGCGAGGCAUCCAAUAGUGAGACAAGAUCCGAUUGUUCAUUUCUUCUUCACUUACACCGGGGAGGAAACCCAGCACAAAAUCCGCGAAGUUUUCAGGCGAGUUCCGGACGAAUUCGCCACCUCGGAAUUAUCCUCGAGAGCCAAGGAACUCGUGCCCCCUGAAACGUUAACGGAAUUCGCCAAUAGUCGAGACCAGAUCAGGGUUAUACUUUUAGGAAUAUCGAGGCUCAAAAAUAUCGCUGAUUGCCUGGCUAUCAGGUCGCACAGUUAUGCCGCCGACAUGGCUGAAUUGGGGACUCAACUCACGAACCUCGCCGCUGAACCUUACGGUAGCAGUGGCUGGGCCAGUGGCGGAUCUACCGUUUGGCAUGACAUGAAGAAAGGAUUUCACGUUAUUUCAAAGGAAUUCAAUCUCCUGUCGGCGAGAGCCUUGCAACAGGCUGUGAGAGAGGAAACAAUGCUGUGCGAGAGACUCAACCUGCUUCUGGACGUUCUCGUAGCUCAUAGAACAUUGUGCGAGCGUCACGAACGAGGCGUAAGUGCGGAUCAUCAAAGAGCUUUGUCGACGAUGCUGGCUUUAAAGAAACGGCAGAUGCAAGGCGUCAUUCGUGGCACGGAUGCUGACACCGUGGAGUAUUUGGAAAAUAAAAUGGUCGCUCAGGAAUCCGUUAUCGCUAAUGUUGAGCUAAGAAACUCAUUUUCUCUUCAUUGUUUGCACAUGGAAACUCAACUCGUACAUGCCCAUCUCGAAAUACUUGCGACUGUGCUGCAGAGUCUCGUUGAAGUUCAAAUACGCGGACAUUCCGAACUCGCAGAAGUAUGGAAAUUAAUCGAGCCCACGAUCAUGAAGUGCCUCCCCGAGAAAACUACGAUCAAUUCAAACGGUGUAUCGGCCAACGAUGGAACUCUCAAGUGACGGAGAUUUACAGUCUUCAACUGAAUUGUGUUGAAAAAGAACCAACAGAAUUACGAUAUUGAAGUUGGCAUCGUUGAAAUAGAGCAAAAUAAAGUUCAGUAUUUUCUACGAUUGGUAUGCAGAUUCAUGCAGUGGAAACUGGUCGAAUAUAUUUGGACCUCAUCUGCAACGAUUUGAUGAUAUAAAAUUAGUGGAAAGAAUUUUCGUCUUACAACGAUGCAAACUUCGACGCACAACCAGCCGAAAAAUUCUCAUAUCAGUAAUAAAAAACUAACGUUACAGAAAUUAAUAUUUUAUGGUAUUUACAGUCCUCGUUGUGUACUUAAUAUAUAUAUUUUAUCAACUGUAAAAAAAAUUAAGAAUGACGGCACUACUGCAUGUACAUAUCAUAUGUAUAUAUAGAUUUAUGUAUAUCUCAUGUAACUCAUUCAAGAACAAUUGUUACGUCAGGCUAAGUGGGUUGUUGUGUUCUAUGAGUGAAAAAAACGAAAAAUCAAUAAAAUUCGUCCAUUUCCCAAAGAAAAA
Molecule: messenger RNA, 2407 nt
Organism: Venturia canescens
Lineage: Eukaryota; Metazoa; Arthropoda; Insecta; Hymenoptera; Ichneumonidae
Product: sorting nexin-8-like
Exons: 9
Coding region: 311-1882 (523 amino acids)
Biological process (GO): intracellular protein transport; early endosome to Golgi transport
Cellular component (GO): early endosome membrane
Molecular function (GO): protein binding; phosphatidylinositol binding
Source: RefSeq, a predicted model, not a curated record